AUGCACGACGUUGACAUGACCGGCGACGACGACGACGUCGAGGUACCGCGCUACGGUAGCCUCAAGCGCGCGCCGCCCAUGGAGGCCGUCGUCGAGCACAAGCUCAAGCGGCUCAAGAUCCAGCGCGCGUCGUCGCCGGACGGCCAUCGGCAGCAACUGCCGCCCAUGGCAGCCGCCGCACACCACCAGCAAUACCACGAGCAUCGACAGCGCCAGCACGAAGAAGAAGAGCAACGUCAAGCAGAGCUGCACCAGUGGCAGUACGAGCAGCAGCACCAACAUCACUACCACCACCAACUUCAAGCGCACACGAGCCAGUACCUGACGGCGCUGCCAGCACGCUACGACCCGACGUCGCCUUCCGACGUCGACUAUGCGCGAUCGAACCAAGUCUUGCGCGACCUCCAUUUCCAGCGCGAACUGCGCAAGCAGAUGACGCCGUAA
Saprolegnia parasitica CBS 223.65 is the source of this 444-nucleotide messenger RNA. RefSeq lists its product as hypothetical. The coding region runs from base 1 to 444 and encodes 147 amino acids. The transcript has a single exon. NCBI's taxonomy places the organism in Eukaryota, Oomycota, Saprolegniomycetes, Saprolegniales, Saprolegniaceae. The record is from RefSeq and is a predicted model, not a curated record.